AAUAAAUUUGUUGUAUAUAGCGCGGCCGUUCCUUGCGUGCUGGUAUCGUCGCAAAAUGCACACUAAGGGACGUUACGAGGAUGCAAUACGCUGUUUAAACUCGCUGCAGACAAAUGCCGAAACGCUGGCUAGAAUACGCAAGGAAGGCGGUCGUGACGUUCAGCGUAACAUUCCAGACAUGAUCACGUUUGCACAGAGAGCUGGCAUCACGCUGGAUGCCUUAGACAAGCUUAAUGUUAUUCACGUGAGUGGAACGAAAGGCAAGGGAUCAACGUGUGCAUUUACAGAGAGCAUCCUUCGACAGUAUGGCUAUAAAACAGGACUGUUCACGUCGCCCCACCUAGUGGAAACCAGAGAAAGGAUCCGAAUCAAUGGAUUGCCGAUCGAGAAGAAACUGUUUGCGAGUUACUUCUUUGAGGUCUAUAAUCGGCUGAUCAACACAAAGAACCAGCAUGAUCCGGAGGUUGGGAUGCCCGCUUAUUUCCGAUUCCUGACGUUGAUGUCUCUCUACGUAUUCGUCGAACAAAAGGUGGACGUCGCCAUCUUGGAAUGCGGCAUCGGCGGAACGUACGACUGCACGAACAUUGUCAGGAAGCCGGUCGUGUGCGGCGUGUCAUCGCUGGGCAUCGAUCACGUGUCGUUGCUCGGUGACACCGUGGAGAAGAUCGCGUGGCACAAGGCCGGAAUCUUCAAGGACGACGUUGCCGCGGUAACGGUGCCGCAGCCCGCGGGGCCGAUGCAGGUGCUGAGCGAGCGCGCGCGGGAGCUAGGAGCCAGACUGACGCUAGCACCCGACAUCCACACGUACGACAGGGAGAGGGCGCCACCGCAGCUCGGUCUCGCCGGCGACAUGCAGCUGUGGAACGCAUCCCUCGCUCUGCAGCUGUGCAAGGUCUGGCUGGAGGCGAGGCAUCAGGGUUGUGGAGAUAGACGGGGCGUUGGUGGUCAGAGGCAGAAUCAGGUGAACGGAACACGUGACAAGGUGCAGACAGCUCCAACGUUUCCCAUCACGACCGAGUUUUCUGAAGGGUUGAAGAACUGCUUCUGGCCGGGACGUGCCCAGACGUUAAGGAGAAGCAGGGUGACCUACUUCCUGGAUGGCGCUCACACUGCCAGCAGCAUGGAGACGUGUGCACGAUGGUUCAAGGCUGCAGCUAAAGAAGAGGCGUCGCGUCACAAGGGUUCGGUUUGCAACGUGCUCAUGUUUAACUCUGGUGGAGACCGUCUGCCUUCCUCGCUGCUAGCUCCCAUAGCCCACUGCCACUUUGACUGUGUUAUCUUCUGUCCAAAUCGAGUGAACUUGGCGAUGGAUCCAAGCUCUGAUCAGAGCAACUUCACCGUUUCGGCCGACUCUGUCAUGUCGCGCUGCCACGAACACAAGAACGUCUACCUCAAGCUCAUCGCCCGCCGCGACCUCGCGGCGCUACGACCCGACCCGCCGCCUCCCGGCGCCGACGGCGGCGCCCCCUGCUCCCCGGAGCAGUCGGAGGACGGCGUUACCACGGCGAUCUUCCCGUGCAUCGCGCACGCGCUGCGGUGGGUGGUCGGCGAGCGCGACGCCCACAUACUGGUGUAA
This is a messenger RNA of Priapulus caudatus, 1576 nucleotides long. Its product is annotated as folylpolyglutamate synthase, mitochondrial-like. Bases 56 to 1576 code for a protein of 506 amino acids. The record is from RefSeq and is a predicted model, not a curated record. Lineage: Eukaryota; Metazoa; Priapulida; Priapulimorpha; Priapulimorphida; Priapulidae. Gene Ontology annotation, biological process: tetrahydrofolylpolyglutamate biosynthetic process. Gene Ontology annotation, cellular component: cytosol; cytoplasm; mitochondrion. Gene Ontology annotation, molecular function: tetrahydrofolylpolyglutamate synthase activity; ATP binding. The transcript has 14 exons.